AUGGCCGCACCAAGACGAAGUAAAAAGCGCGUGAGAAUCCAGUCGAGCAACGAAACGAAACCACACUACAGAAGCACCAAAAAAAGAUCCAAACCCCAAAGUAAGAAAAAGUCGAUUCUGAAGAGUAAAAUCGGCGGAAAAAUCGGAUGCCAGCCGCGACGGCUCACGGUAUCGGAGCUCGUGUACUAUUAUCUGGAGAAAGCGUCAAGAUCGGAGGUAGAAAAACGCAGGAAAGGCAACGCGGCAAGCCGGUUUCGAAGAAAUCAGCGACGCAACCGGUCAAAAAGACUCAAGCCCGCCAGACGAAUGACGAUGAAUCCUUCUUGCCUAGACCAUCGAAAAAAGGUAUACUUGGACGGUUUGAAUACCAUUUUUAUGUAUGAAAUUUGUGUUUGUCCCUUUCAUUUCAAUAAUAAGUGUUUUUUUUUUUUUUUUUUUUUUUCUUCAGCCGAGAAGUGUAUCUACGAUUUGCUGCUGUUCGGUUCCGUCAUGGGUUUCCUAGAGCCGGUAGACAAGAAAGGGAUUGUGUUUCGAGUUACUUCGGAUCUGAAUCUUUUUGACAGAGAAACCUCGAAAAAUGAGGAAAUCGGCGAACCUUACGACUUUGAGGACAACGGGACAACGUAUUACACUUAA
This is a messenger RNA of Copidosoma floridanum, 636 nucleotides long. RefSeq lists its product as uncharacterized. The record is from RefSeq and is a predicted model, not a curated record. NCBI's taxonomy places the organism in Eukaryota, Metazoa, Arthropoda, Insecta, Hymenoptera, Encyrtidae.